Paramormyrops kingsleyae is the source of this 4856-nucleotide messenger RNA. Its product is annotated as multiple C2 and transmembrane domain-containing protein 1-like. Gene Ontology annotation, biological process: regulation of neurotransmitter secretion. NCBI's taxonomy places the organism in Eukaryota, Metazoa, Chordata, Actinopteri, Osteoglossiformes, Mormyridae. Gene Ontology annotation, molecular function: calcium ion binding. The record is from RefSeq and is a predicted model, not a curated record. Gene Ontology annotation, cellular component: synaptic vesicle membrane.
CAGAAAACCAUGCAGUUAACAGUUUAACGCCGUCAAGUUUCUCAUCUCACUUAACACCCUUAUCGUAUUUCCGCUACAGCUUUAGCGGUUUGACACAUAAGCUUCCAGACUAUAAAGACUAACGCUGACCUGCUGUUUGCCAUUAAGUGAACAUUUUUAGUCCGGGUCACAGAAUACAAUAAGUCAUCCAUACUGAAGGAAACAGCUCCUUCGUUUCGAUCUGCUGGGUGAGCAGGUCGAUGGCGUGUGUAUAGCGGGCCACGUUAUCAUUAACAUCGCGAACCGGACAGAAUGGACGAGAAACAUAAGAGGGAUCAUACCGUGGAGCCAGAAGCGGCGCCCUACCAGAAAAGCAUGUGGAAGAGUUUCCAAGAGAAAACAAGACCGUUUCUAAGCCCUAAACUUGGGUCUGAUUGCCGCAGUGCAGACGGAAAGAAGGAAACUGGCUUGCGGAUGUUCAGAAGAAACAAGAAAAAGGCUUUGGACCGUGAGUUUUCAUCCUCGCAGCCAAACCUUUGCUGCUCCGUUUCGGUGCCCCUCGACUGCGAGAGAUCGUCUUAUGAUGAUCCGAUCAGCAACAAAGUGCAAGCGCUUCAGAUGCUGCGAACCGCAGAUGCGGAGUCAGAACAGGAAUGGACGAAGCUCAGCGUGUCGGGACGGGAGUGCCCGAAGCUCAGCGUGUCUCAUAUGGUGCCGUCCCACCAGAAGAGCUCGUCUUUAGGCUCGGCUUGCUUGGACUCCCUGAUGGUGGAUCCCGCCCAGGAUGGUGUAGGGGAGCAAUUACAAGAAACCGACACAAAUUGUGGUAUCACUAUUGUGGAGCCAAGGGAUGCAGAUCCACCACCUUCUAAUCCAGGAAUGUACCAGCUGGAUGUUUUGCUAAAGAUGGGGCAUAACCUCGCCAUUAGGGACAGAGGAGGAACAAGCGAUCCGUAUGUGAAGCUCAAAAUCGCAGGUAAGGAGGUUUUUCGCAGCAAGACCAUCCACAAGAACCUGAACCCCGUGUGGGACGAGAAGGUCAGCCUUCUGGUGGACAGCUUAAGCGAGCCGCUGUAUUUCAAGGUCUUUGACUAUGACUUUGGUCUUCAAGAUGACUUCAUGGGUUCAGCGUACCUGUAUCUUGAAUCUCUGGAGCUUAAAAGGACCCAUGAUGUUAAAUUGGAACUGAAGGAUGCCCACUGUCCUGACGAAGACCUGGGCUCUUUAGAGCUGGCUGUCACCUUGACACCGAAGGAGAUGGAUUCCAAAGACUCAAAGAUGCUAUUGAGAAGGAGCUGGAAAAGAACCAGUAAGCUGCAGUACCACAGCCUGAGGCUCUCAGACCUACACCGGAAGUCCCAGCUAUGGAGGGGCAUUGUUAGUAUCGCUCUUAUAGAAGGCAGCAACUUGAAGCCCAUGGACUCCAAUGGACUGAGUGAUCCCUAUGUCAAGUUCCGGCUUGGUCACCAGAAGUACAAGAGCAAGACGAUGUCCAAAACCCUGAACCCCCAGUGGAGAGAGCAGUUUGACUUCCACAUAUACGAAGAACAUGGUGGGAUCAUCGAUAUCACUGUCUGGGAUAAAGAUGCCGCGAAAAAGGACGAUUUCAUGGGCAGGUGUCAGGUGGACCUCUCCACGCUGAGCAAGGAGCGCACACACAAGCUAGAGGUUCCUCUGGAGGAGGGCCGCGGCAUGCUGAUGAUGCUGGUCACUCUCACCGCCUCUGCGGCUGUGUCCAUCUCUGACCUGCCCGUCAACAUGUUGGACGACCCCUACGAGCGGAAGCAGAUCCUGAGCAGAUAUAGCCUGCUGAGGUCGUUCCACAACAUUAAGGAUGUGGGGGUCGUGCAGGUGAAGGUGAUCCGUGCCGAGGGGCUGAUGGUUGCUGAUGUCACAGGCAAAAGUGACCCCUUCUGUGUGGUGGAGCUGAGCAACGAUCGACUGCAGACACACACCGUGUACAAGAACCUUAACCCAGAGUGGAACAAGGUCUUCACCUUCAACGUGAAAGAUAUACAUUCGGCGCUGGAGGUCACCGUCUACGAUGAGGACCGGGACAGGAGCGCCGACUUCCUCGGCAAAGUAGCCAUCCCCUUGUUGCAUAUUCAAAAUGGUGAACGCAAAGCUUACGUCUUGAAAAGCAAGGAGCUGACAGGGCCAACAAAGGGGGUCAUCUUUCUCGAAAUAGACGUGAUUUAUAAUGCUAUCAAAGCUGGUCUUAGAACUUUGGUACCAAUGGAGCAGAAGUAUAUCGAGGAAGAGCCCAGAGUCUCUAAACAGCUGCUGCUACGAAACUUCAACCGACUGAAGCGCUGCGUCAUAUUCCUCAUCAACAUCGGCUGCUUUGUCAACAGCUGCUUUGAGUGGGAAUCUCCGCAGAGGAGCAUCUGUGCCUUCGUGCUCUUUGUUGUGCUGGUGUGGAACUUUGAGCUUUACAUGGUCCCACUGAUGCUGCUGAUGGUCUUGGCCUGGAACUACAUUUCCUUUGCCGCGGGGAAGGACACCAGGCAGCGUGAUGUGCAGGCCCUGGAGGACAUGCUGAGGGGAGAAGACGAGGACUGUGUCAGAGACGACAAGGUCCCAGGUUCUCUCCCUUCAGACGAUGCACAGCAGCCUGGCAGCCAAAUCCUUGAGAGUUUCUUGGCUUCCUGGCACUUUGCGUGGAUAGACGUGAUGGUGGACUCGGAUAAGAAGGGCUUUAUGGACAAGCUGUACGCCAUCCAGGAUGUGUGCAGCAGCGUGCAGACGGCACUGGAUGCUGGGGCCUCCUUCGGAGAGAGGAUUAAAAACACUUUCAACUGGACGGUUCCUUUCCUGAGCUCCCUUGCCAUCGUGGUCCUCUGUGCUGCUACACUGGCUGUCUAUUUCAUCCCUUUCAGAUAUAUUGUGCUAGCUUGGGGUGUGAAUAAAUUCACCAAGAAGCUCCGUGACCCAUACAUGAUCGAUAACAGCGAGCUGCUGGACUUUCUCUCCCGGGUGCCGUCUGACAUACAAGUGGUGCAGCACCAACAGCUGAAGCUAGAUCCCAGUCAGAGCCCCAGCAAAAGAAAGAAACACAUCCCAGGCUAGUCCAGUCCUGCGAAGCACCCAGAAGAUGGAGAUUUGGCUGAGGCCACGCCUCCUCCCCUUUUUCACUUUCCAUAACCUCCUGUUUUUUUGUAAAGUAUGUACAGAUUUUAAAAAGUGUAAUUAUUUCUGUAAAAAAUAGUUUUAAGUAUUAUUUUUAGCCAUUGUUUACCUGUGUGGAGUGGGAGAAUGGCAUUGGUACUUGACCCCUUUCAGUGGCAGACGAACAAUUGCAAUUUCUCGCAUAAUCAGCUUGACAGCUUUAAAAGCACAACGCUCUCUUGAAUGGUUAUACUGAGGUGAUGGAUUUGCAUAUCUCGGUAACAGAUUAACAUGCGAGUGAUUGCCCAUACAAAUGUAUUGUCAUCCUCUACAAUGCACACAGAAAUAUCAGGGAUAUCUAUCAAAAAGCGUUUCCUUUCGUCCUUGCGAAAUGGUGUGAAUCAUGUGAAUCACCAUUGGUGAUCUUUCAAAGCUUAAAGAAGUCUUCCUCCGCAUUUCUACACGUGCAAUUUUAACGAUAUAAGAACACUGCACAGAUGACGAUAAGGUUAUUAAAAGGUUGUAGCUUUCAGUGUGUUAAUUGGCUUGUACAGAAAACACAAGGGAAGUUAUUUACUCGGAAAUGCAAUAUGGAAUUACCCAUCAAAUUCAGCCUGUGGCUUUGUGUGUUCUGUUUUGCAUGGAUUUCCUUCGGGUACUCCCCUUUCCACCCGUAGUGUGUGUGUGUGUGUGUGUGUGUGUGUGUGUGUGUGUGUGUGUCCUACAAUGAACUGGCAUCCUGUCCAGUGCUGUUCUCCCGUCUUGCAGAUAAGGUCUAGGCUUCAGGCUGUCUGUGACCCUGCACUGGAUAAGCAGUGGGAAUAUAGAUGGAUUGAUGCAUUAUUAAUAUAUAAUUUUUUAUAAAGUAAAUUAAUUUUAAAGAAUGUGAAUAUGUAUUGUAAGAAAUAAAGACAAUGUAAAUGGAAGAUGAAUACUUUAACAUUCUUGGGUUGAUUUAUCCUUCUUUUGUAGAAUUUUUAUAUACUUCUAUUACUUGCAUGGUUAUCGAUGUAAGUUUGACCGUCAUAUUCUGCCUUCCAAGUUUGGAGUGUGAUGCUAAUUGUGAUGCUGGUACUUCUCCUUCCCCUGACUUAAGAACACUUGAUGUAAAGUAUCUCUUUGAAAUGAAUGUUUAUUCCAGCAUGAUAAAAAAAAAAAAAAAAAAAAAAAAUCGCUCUGUAUGGCCAAUAAAUAGUGUAUUUAAAAUGUCUUGUUUCCAAUCCUAAACAUGAAUGCCUGCUUUGACGGGUAAAUGCAUUGUGGUUUGGGUUGAUAAGGACGCCGUAUGGCUGCAAGGCCGCACCAUUCCUUAUGAAGGCUGCGAUGGUACGGAAAGUGGGCCUUCGUCAGAUAGCUUAUAAUUGUGCGAGGACCUGGCCUGCACACUUUAACCAGACAUGUAGGGUGCUGUACUUACAGAUGGAAGAAAGGCUUUUUUCACUGUACUUUUUCCCUUUGUAUUUCCUUCAUUUCUUAUGUCCAAGUGUUCAGCCAUGCUGCUGUUUACGGGACCACAUAGACACAGUCUUCUUAAAUUCCACUGCAGACAUUACAGCUUCCAUUAUGGAAAUUUUAGGAAGAGCUUCCAAAUAGAUUUUAACAAAUUUCUGAAAAUGGAAAAACGUUAUAAAUAUUUGAAACCAACGAAAAAGUUUGAAUUUUACACUUUUCAAAAAGGAUCGAUCCCAUUUAUCAAACUUGUUUUAACAAAUCACACAGCACUUUUUUUUGAUGCAAUUUGCAAGACAACCAAAGUAUUUUGAUAAAAG